Haliotis rufescens (red abalone) is the source of this 3815-nucleotide messenger RNA. RefSeq names its product ADP-ribosylation factor 2-like. The record is from RefSeq and is a predicted model, not a curated record. Gene Ontology annotation, cellular component: plasma membrane; cytoplasm. Bases 202 to 738 code for a protein of 178 amino acids. Gene Ontology annotation, molecular function: GTP binding; GTPase activity. NCBI's taxonomy places the organism in Eukaryota, Metazoa, Mollusca, Gastropoda, Lepetellida, Haliotidae. Gene Ontology annotation, biological process: intracellular protein transport; vesicle-mediated transport. The transcript has 5 exons.
UAGUUAACGUGGUUUCCUCCACGUCCGCCAUUUUAUGUCACCAACUCACUGGAGGUUGAUAAGCUGGCGACCCAUUAACCGAGUAUAUAGUUUUAAUAAGCCUUCAAUCUUACCGUUAGCAAGUAACAGAGGCUAGAAAACACUACCUGCAGAAGUGGGUUGAGAGAAACUUUGGUCGAGGUGCCACAGAGAAGCUUCAAGAUGGGUGUAUUUCAGUCCAUGUUCCAAAAGCUGUUUGGCAAGAAGGAGAUGAGGAUAUUGAUGGUGGGUCUUGAUGCAGCUGGAAAGACCACGAUCCUGUACAAGCUGAAACUAGGAGAAAUUGUCACAACUAUCCCAACAAUAGGUUUUAAUGUCGAGACGGUGGAAUACAAGAACAUCAGCUUCACCGUGUGGGAUGUUGGAGGUCAGGAUAAAAUCAGGCCUCUGUGGAGACACUACUUCCAGAACACUCAAGGCUUGAUCUUCGUAGUGGACAGUAAUGACAGGGAGAGAUUGCAGGAAGCCAGAGAUGAACUCAACAGGAUGUUGAACGAGGACGAGCUGAGGGAAGCAGUGCUUCUUGUGUUUGCCAAUAAGCAGGAUUUGCCAAAUGCCAUAAGUGUGGCUGAAAUGACAGAUAAGCUGGAUCUUUCAUCAAAGGGUGGUCGCCAAUGGUAUAUCCAGAACACGUGUGCGACAUCCGGAGACGGGCUGUACGAAGGCCUGGACUGGCUGUCAGGAAAGCUGCAGAAGUGAUUAAACAGACCAUCAUCGCAAGCUGUAUAGUAUAUCAUGCAGACUCGUACACAUUCUACAGUCUUCCCUUGCACAGGUCAACCAUCAUCUGCCAGUACGCUGUUGUAUGUUGAUUGCACAUAUUGGGAAGUAGUUCUUGUAUUGUUGGUGAUGACUGCAGACUUUGUGUGUGUCUGAUGUAAUAAAAUCCAUAUCGGCUCGGGGACAAGGGUGUCCCUUUGAUGUGGUCUUUGUAUACAAAUUCAUUUGGUCCUGAGGUGAACCGAAAGGUUGACCAAUGAGAGCCAACGACAACCUUGCGACAAUUCAGAACAUCAUGCAUCUGUGAAUUCUUCAAGCAAAAAAACGAUUCUUCUAAAUUAAGAUACAGUCAUCAGUGAAUAAUGUUUUUUUCCAGGUUUCUGAUUUCUGAUUGUGAUUCUCAAAAUUUACUUUCAUCAUGUUUUACUAAAAUACAUUCCGAACUUUGUAUAUGUAUUUUUACGUUUCACGAUACAGCACAAGCAUAAACAUGUUUUCUGUAACUCAGGUUUUAUCUUACACAAAAAUUGAAAACUUAUGAAAGGUCCUUUCCUGUUGAUAGCGGGGCGGUCGGAUAGCCUAGUGGUUAAAGCGUUCGCUCACUCACUCACUCACUCCUGUUGAAGGCAGGAGGAGACAAGGGCCCACACUGUGUAGCUGAUGACAAUUAUUCUUUGCACCGUGUGUGAUCAACCAACAUCUGGUUAUUGUAGUUGUUAUUAUGUGACUUAGUUUGUGCAAAUGUUAGAUGUCAGGAUUCCAACUUUCUAUGCAUGUUGUCUGUGUCACCUAGUUCAGCUUACAUGGAGCUGCUCAUCAAGGGACACUCACCUUUCUUUUCCUAUAAGUUCCAUGAUACUUCGGGGUUAAUGAUGGUAUGGUUAGCCAACAUGGAUUAAGAAAUAAUAAAGCGUUUAUGUUUUGAGAAAGUAUCAGAAAUAUCAGUGUCAGAAGGUCAUUAAAGGGAUAAAUACUUUUUUCAAUCUACAUUUUUAAAAUAAUCAUGCAGUUUUAUCGUUAUUAUGACAAGAAUUUUGGGACUUGUCAACAUACUCUUUCUUCAAUUUCUACCAAAUGCCAGGACUCUGCAAGUUUGCAAGUUUGUACUAUUUAUUCUAUUUCAUAUUGUUUUUGUUGAACAAGGCUAAAAAAAUUGAAAUAUUUGUGUAUCUGUAAGUCUCUGUCACCUAAGUUCCCCACUUUCCUUGUAUUGUGUUUUUGUGUCGUGAAAACCAGGCCUUUUAUGGAACCAAACAGAAGAUCCAUUUUUAAGCACAUUAGGAAGUGCAUUUUCUCAACUGUCAGAAUGACAGUAGAACUUGGUAAUUCCAUGUUUCCUUUGCUGCAACAAGUUUCAUUGAUUUAAAGGCAUCACCAUCAUCCAGGGAUUGUUCCUAUCAGUGACAAGACAGUCCCAAACCUGUAAAGGGGUUUUGGUGACUUCUUCAGCUUGGCUUUUGAGAUAAUUUUAUGAUAGAAUAAGUUAUUUAUCUAUUCAAGUUCCUGUCAGUAUUUGCUGUUGGUAGUUAGUGUUGUUGCCAAGGCUGGUUUAAUCAUUUCAUUGUCAUCAUUGCGUCACUCCUGGUUCCCUGGUGAAAUGGUAUGGGUCAGGACUUAAGGUUUGUUACACUAUGUGAAACUAUAAUUUGGAAAAUAAAUUGUCAUGAUCAAUCUUGAAUUGUUAAUCUUUGUGAAGAAUUCUAUAUUUGUCGAUCUUGUCAUUUUGAUGUAUGUCUGAUGUAAGACUAUGAAAACUCUGAAAUAGCAAUCGGGGUUGAAUAUUUUGUUUGACCAUUCUAUUAAGUAUCUACCUAUUCUGUGAGUUGCUUCCCUCUGGUUUUCAUAUCCUAUCAGAACACAGCAGUGUUACUUUUUGAGGAGUAUUUCUGAAACAUUGUGGUUUUUUUUCUAAAUUAUUUUUUGUCCAACACUUGGGAGUCAUAUGUUCACCUCCACCUUAGACAUAUAACCUGCCUGUACUAAUUUUAAUUUCUUUAUUUGCUUUACAAAACUUGGGGGUUACAACAUAAGAUUUUUUACAGAUAUUUUCUGUUAUUUAAAGUUUAAUGUGGAAGCAAACCUGGGUGUUGAACACCCCAUUUCUUAGGUUCCUUAAAAUGUGAAUAAGUUCAGACCAUGAGUUGGGGUAUUUAUUUUUCUCUUGCUUUUAUCUUUUUUAUGUGCUGUUGUUGAAGGUUCGUGCUGAAUCCCAGAUGCAUAUGAACAAGGGUUCAUGACUUGCUUGCACAAAACAACCUUACUGUAAGACCAGGGACCAGUUCUACAAGCUGAUCUUAGCACGGUGGCUGUCCUAAGGCUUUGUCAAGUGUUGAGUUUUAAUCUUAGCGCUGUCAUCGGUUUGUGGAAUGGGGCCUAGGUUAAGACAAGGUGCUCUAUGACUAUAGAGGUCCAUGUGAUGGGGAUUGAACAGUAGAAGUGCUUUGUGAAAGCAUGUCAAUGGCCCUGUCUUACAACCAGUGUUUGAAAUUAAACAUGAAGCUCAAGGGCUCCUUCCUUGUCAUUACCCUAAUGUUAAAGGUUAAUGAUGCAUGGGGGCCCUAGAUGCAACUUCAAUUGAAUACCUGAAUGACACCCCCUCCCCUCCCCCUCAAUUUAGACUGAUAACAUUCUAAUUGCCACAGGUGUCAUACGUCGGCUGAUCCGUGUGUUAUCGAAACUGCAGCAACGCUGUUCAGUGUCGUGAGGCCCUAGUGAAAAUGUUCUUUGAAGUGCAGGUUGCGAUUUAUUGGGCCUGUGGCAUUACAUAGCUCUUUCAUUGAGAGUUUUGUCAAGGUAGUUUCAGUGGGAGAAGGCUCAGAGUCAGACUGCUGUUCACUGCAUGAAAUCAGAAUCAGAAAAUUUGAAGAGUUAGACAUUUUGUGUGUCUGUUGCACAUUGUUUCCAGGUGGUUCGUCAUUCCAUGUAUGUCUAGUCCGGGGGGUUAGACAUACUGCUGCCAGUGGGUGUACUUAUAUCUUGUGUAUAUUAUAGAGAUAAUCAAAUGUCAACUAAAUGCUAUCAACUAAUCCUCCUCCAAUAAAGCAGUUUCUUCAAAA